Messenger RNA from Dentiscutata erythropus, 300 nucleotides. The record is from the annotation of a GenBank genome assembly. Lineage: Eukaryota; Fungi; Glomeromycota; Glomeromycetes; Diversisporales; Gigasporaceae.
AUGUUCAUCAAUUCUUCCAAUAAACACUGUUUUCGCACUAAAUACGUGAAAAAAGAAAUAAACUUGGCUGGCAAUGCUGUGACAAAUUAUGAUAGAAAGCCUAUAAAAGAGACAAAUAUCAAUAUUAUUCAGCUUUCCGAGUCUUGCAAAUAUGAACAAUCGAAUGAAUCGCAAGCUUUAGAAGAUCAAGAGCGUUUUCAGAACAUUAAUUUGCCUCCCAAACUUAAUUUAGUUGAUGCUAUCAGUUAUAUGCUCUCGAAAGGAACUAUUUAUCGUGAUCUUGUAAUUAUCACUUUCUGA